Fusarium proliferatum ET1 is the source of this 1167-nucleotide messenger RNA. RefSeq lists its product as uncharacterized. The transcript is spliced from 3 exons. The record is from RefSeq and is a predicted model, not a curated record. Bases 1 to 1167 code for a protein of 388 amino acids. Lineage: Eukaryota; Fungi; Ascomycota; Sordariomycetes; Hypocreales; Nectriaceae.
AUGCAUAAAGUCACUAGACUCAUGGCUGGGCUCUCAGCCCUUUUGCCUGCACUCGCAACGCCUACAGGACACGCUAAGAACUGUGUUCAACUCCAAGUUCCCGUGACGGCUUCAGCCAACAACACCCGUUACAACUCCGUCAAAGUCGAAAGCAACAUCGACCUCGUAGACUUUGUCUGGGACACUUCGACUUGGUCGCACGCCAACAGGAGCACUGAACUCCAUCCCGUCCACGGGACUUAUUCUAUCAGCGCUCAACUCUGCAUUCCCACCGAUGGAGAAAAGUCGGAUAUCUUGCAGAUCGCCACCCAUGGUCUUGGUUUCGACAAGCGAUACUGGGACCCUGAACUCAAGCCUCAGGAGUAUUCCUAUGUUGACGCGGCUCUGGCGAGGGGCUACUCCGUCCUUACGUACGAUCGUCUCGGAACUGGCAAAUCCACCAAGGCCGACGGAUAUAACGACGUCCAGCUUGGACUACAAGUCGCAAUCCUGAAAGAACUCACUGUUCUUGCUAGAGAUGGAAACCUUCUCAAAUCAUCCAAGGUUACCGGCAAACGUCCCCAGAAGGCUUUUUACGAUUACAAGCCCAAGAAGGUCGUUCACAUAGGACAUUCUUUUGGUUCCGCCACGACAAGUGGUCUUCUAUCACUCCAUGGGAAUCUCAGCGACGGUGCUAUCCUGACUGGCUUCCUUCCCAAUAACCAAAGUGGCAAGGUUGGGGCUAACACCUUCGGCUUUGAGUUUGCGCGACAGCAUGACCCGAAGCGCUUCAGCGAUCGUCCUGCUGGAUAUGCCGUGCAGGCAAGUCUGAGCAGCAUCCAGCAAAUCUUCCUCAAGAAGGGAUCCUUCGAGGUCGAGGCCCUUGAGUAUGCUGAGAAGAUUAAGCAGACGGGCACAGUUGGAGAAUUGUCCUCUGGGCUGGUUGGACAGCCUGCCACUGAAUUCAAGGGUCCCCUCCAGUACUUCAUCGGCGAGAAUGACUACCCAUUUUGCGAUGGUGAUUGCAACAACACCUAUGAUAUGGAUAUGCUUAUGAGUCUUAAUCCCGCAGCGUCUCAUAUCGGAGUACACUUGCAGCCCAGUACAGGUCAUGGUCUCACUCUUUCGACUAAUGCCACAGCGGGUUAUGAAGUCAUGCUAGCCUACUUAGGCUCUUACGGUCUUUAA